Molecule: messenger RNA, 621 nt
Organism: Lithohypha guttulata
Lineage: Eukaryota; Fungi; Ascomycota; Eurotiomycetes; Chaetothyriales; Trichomeriaceae
Exons: 2
Coding region: 1-621 (206 amino acids)
Source: RefSeq, a predicted model, not a curated record
AUGGACGGUGUCGCUUACACAGAUGGUACUACCCUUGAUGAGGCACACAAAGAAAUUCACCUAAGCCUAGACUAUCUUCAAGCUAAGAUCAACCAAUUCCAUCGGGACAAUACUCCAACAGCCAGUCUGACUAAGAGUAUGCCCAAGGAGACCGCAGACCCACAAUCUACAACAACCACUUCGCGUCCAACACCGACUGACGUCCUAGCACCCACAAAAGAACCCCAGCCAAACUCAGACUCAUCAAACGCAUCUCUCCGCCACGAAGUCAAAGGCGUCAUCACCCACGAAAUGGUCCACGCCUUCCAACACAACGCAUCCUCAACAUGUCCCGGAGGCCUCAUCGAAGGCAUCGCAGACUACGUCCGUCUCAAAUCGAACCUCAACCCACCUCACUGGAAGCCAUGGCCAGCAAACAAAGACACUAGGGGCGACAAGUGGGACGCUGGCUACCAAAAGACCGCGUGGUUUCUCGAAUGGAUCGAAGACAAUAUAGGAGGCAAAGGCUGUAUUGGGCGGCUUAACGAGGCUAUGAGAAAGGCCAAGUGGGCUGAUGGGGACUUAUGGAAUCCUGGGUCGACGCUCAUGGUGGACCCCCUUCGCGUGGUGAGGAGUUUUUAG